AUGGUGAUUUAUUGUGUAGCAAUUGGAUGCAAGAAUGAGCAAGAUAAACGGAAAAUAUCUUUUCAUGGUUUUCCAUUUAAAAGACCAGAAGUCCUAAACCUCUGGAUAAAAGCAGUUCGAAGGGAGAACUGGACUCCAUAUAAAACGAGCAAACUUUGUGGAGAACAUUUUCAUCCAUUUGAUUAUAUAAUCAAACAAGGUUGUACUACUAAAUUAUUAAAGCCAGAUGCUGUACCUAGUGUUUUUUCAUAUCCAGCACAUUUGUUACCAAAAAUUGCUACACCUCGUAGAAAAAUAAAAAAGCUGGCUGAGUCUGUGGAUGUUCAUAAUAACUAUGUUAUUAACGAUAGUGCAACUUCUAUGGACAUUAUUGAUUUAUCUUCUACCUCGGCAUCAAGCUCACAAGUUCGAAAGAUGAUAAAUCGUGAAACCCAAACUGAUUCGAAUAAAAUGAAUAUACUUUUACAAAGAAAAGUGAAAACAUUGAAACAGAAAGUAAAGAGGAGAGAUGUGAAAAUUACCAACAUGAAAGAUGUUAUUAAUGAAAUUUCUAAAAGCGGACAUAGCAAUGAAAAUCUAGAUGAGCUUAACGAAGAAUUAACGUUUCAUCCCAAAGGCAAAUUAACUCGCUAA
Messenger RNA from Psylliodes chrysocephalus, 633 nucleotides. Lineage: Eukaryota; Metazoa; Arthropoda; Insecta; Coleoptera; Chrysomelidae. The record is from the annotation of a GenBank genome assembly.